UACUUCCUACCUACACUAUAUACCUACUAUACAGAUUCUUGAAUAGUGACAAGCGAACACGCAACGAGUUAAAAAGAGAUAUAGAGAGAGAGAGAGAGAGAGAGAGAGAGAGAGAGAGAGAGAGAAAGCGAGCGCUAUACAGUGACGUGAUGCGAGACUACACUGUACGUUGAUAUACGAUUAGCGAUCCGAGCGCGAGUGUAUAGGUGCGGCUGCUGUGCUGCUACGAGGACAGACUGCGGCUGGAUCGUCCAUUUUCUUCACUGGCGUCAACGCCACGAGAUAAGCGGAUAUGACGUGAACUGUAUCCGCCUCGAAUAAUAUACACUGACGAGAGCUUUCGGGAUACACGUACCUGUCCCUACGGAUAGCGGUGAAUGCACCGGAACUCGUAAGUAACGAACGACAGAGAUAUACAGAAGCAGAAGGGAUCGUAAAAUAAAAGGAGUUAGAGGAUAAUUGGACGGCUCCGAAAGGCAGCCACACCCAAUUGCCAAAAUGGAUCAGCAGAUCACCCCCAAGGAGGUGAAAAUCCUCGAGAACCCAGAGGACAUCCAGGAGAGGAGAGAGCAGGUUCUGGGACGUUAUGCCAAUUUUAAGUCGGAGGCGCGCAGCAAGCGCGACAAACUCGAGGACUCUCGUCGUUUCCAGUACUUUAAACGAGAUGCAGAUGAACUCGAGGGUUGGAUUUAUGAGAAGUUGCAAGCUGCUUCCGAUGAAAGCUACAAAGAUCCGACCAACCUACAGGCAAAGAUUCAAAAGCACCAGGCUUUUGAAGCCGAAGUCGCUGCUCAUUCGAAUGCGAUUGUUCUAUUAGACAAUACUGGAUCGGAAAUGAUUGCUCAGCACCACUUUGCUAGUGACAUCAUUCGUAAAAGGCUUGAGGAAUUGCAUCGCUUAUGGGAAUUGCUUCUUAAUCGACUGGCUGACAAGGGAUUGAAGCUGCAGCAGGCUUUGGUUCUUGUACAAUUCAUUCGCCAUUGCGAUGAAGUCAUGUUUUGGAUACAUGACAAGGAAGUCUUCGUCACCACUGAUGAGUUUGGACAAGAUUUGGAGCACGUAGAAGUACUCCAAAGGAAAUUUGACGAAUUCCAGAAAGACAUGACCAGCCAAGAAUAUCGUGUAACUGAAGUUAACGAAUUAGCCGAUAAAUUACUUUUGGACGCUCAUCCUGAGCGCGAUACUAUUUUAAGACGCAAAGAAGAAUUGAAUGAAUCAUGGCAGCGAUUGAAACAACUCGCUAUUCUGCGUCAAGAAAAAUUGUUCGGUGCUCACGAAAUUCAGAGAUUCAAUCGUGAUGCCGACGAGACAAUGGCUUGGAUUGGAGAGAAAGACGCAGUACUGUCUUCCGAUGAUUUUGGUCGCGAUUUGGCUAGUGUACAGCUGCUCCAGCGUACUCACGAGAACAUUGAACGCGAUUUGGCUGCGCUCGAAGACAAGGUGGCUACGCUUAGCACUGAAGCUGACAGACUAGCCGGCAUCCAUCAAGCCGAGCACUCUCAGCAAAUUCAGUCCAAGAGAGCAGAGAUUCUACAGUCCUGGGAAUCGCUUACUGCUAAGGCAAAAGAACGCCGUUUCAAGCUCGACGAGUCUUACUACUUACAUCGCUUCCUUGCUGACUACCGCGACCUUGUUUCAUGGAUGAACAACAUGCGAGCAAUCAUCUCAGCUGAUGAGCUUGCAAAGGACGUGGCUGGAGCUGAGGCGCUUCUUGAACGUCACCAAGAGCACAAGGGCGAGAUCGAUGCUCGUGCCGACAGCUUUGAUUCAACCGGCCUCGCCGGAAGUAAGCUUCUCGAACGUCAACACUACGCUGCGUCGGAGGUAGCCAUCAAGCUCGAAUCUCUCGCUGCUGACAAGGCUUCGUUGCUUGAACUUUGGGAAAAGCGACGCAUUCUUUACGAGCAGUGCAUGGAUCUGCAGCUCUUUUACCGUGACACUGAACAAGCUGAUGCCUGGAUGGCCAAGCAGGAAGCUUUCCUCGCCAACGAGGAUCUUGGAGAUUCCCUUGACAGCGUCGAGGCUCUCAUCAAGAAGCACGAGGACUUUGACAAGUCCCUAGCUGCCCAGGAGGAAAAGAUCAAGGCGCUUGACGAGUUUGCCAGCAAGCUCAUCGAAGGCGAACAUUAUGCGGCCGAUGAAGUAGCCCAGCGCCGGCAGGCUCUUUUGCAACGUCGCUCAGCCCUCCUUGAAAAGUCGGCUUUGCGCCGUCGUGCCCUUGAGGACGCCUACAAGCUGCAGCAGUUCGAGCGUGACUGCGAUGAGACCAAAGGCUGGGUCAACGAGAAGCUUAAGUUCGCCACCGAUGACAGCUACCUCGACCCUACCAAUCUCAAUGGUAAGCUGCAGAAACACCAGAAUUUCGAGCAGGAGCUUCAAGCAAACAAAACGCGCAUGCAAGAAAUGGUCGCUCAGGGCCAGGAACUCAUCGAAGCCGAGCAUUACGCUCGCGAGCGCAUCCAGUCGCGCAUCAAGGAGAUCGUCGAGCUCUGGGAAAGUCUGACCGAAGCCACUGAGAAGAAGGGCAACAAGCUUCAGGAAGCUGCGCAACAACAGCAAUUCAACCGCACUGUCGAGGACGUCGAACUCUGGCUCUCAGAGGUCGAAGGUCAGCUCUUGUCCGAAGACUAUGGCAAGGACCUUACCAGCGUGCAGAACCUUCAGAAAAAGCACGCCCUGCUCGAGGCCGACGUCGCCUCCCAUCAAGAGCGUAUCGCCUCUAUUGCCCAGGCAGCCGAGCAGUUCGUCGCUGGAGGUCACUUUGACGCCGACAACAUCCGUCAGAAGCAGCAACAACUGCAGGGACGCUAUUCUGCUUUGGAGCAGCCUAUGCAGAUGCGCAAGCAGCGCUUGCUGGACUCGCUGCAGGUACAGCAGCUGUUCCGCGAUGUCGAAGACGAGGAGGCCUGGAUCCGCGAGAAGGAGCCUGUGGCAGCCAGCACCAACCGUGGUCGCGAUCUCAUUGGUGUGCAGAACCUGCAAAAGAAGCACCAGGCCGUCCUUGCUGAAAUCAACAAUCAUGAGCCCCGAGUUGCAGCCGUCUGCGCAGCUGGCUCACGCAUGUUGAGCGAUGGUCAUUUCGCAGCUGAAGAGAUCAGCCAGAGACUGGCUAGUCUCGAUGAACAUUGGGGACAGUUGAAGGAGAAGGCUCGCCAGCGUAAGAACGACCUUGAUGACUCGCUCCAGGCUCACCAAUACUUCGCCGAUGCCAAUGAAGCCGAGUCUUGGAUGAAGGAGAAGCGCCCCAUCGUCAUGAACGCCGAUUACGGCAAAGACGAGGAUAGUAGCGAGGCUCUGCUCAAGAAACACGAGGCUCUCGUGAGCGAUCUCGAAGCUUUUGCUAGCACCAUUGCAGCGCUCAAGGAACAGGCAGCCGCCUGCCGUCAGCAAGAGACACCUGCUGUCGACGUAGCUGGAAAGGAAUGCGUUGUCGCACUCUACGAUUACACCGAGAAGUCUCCUCGCGAGGUCUCUAUGAAGAAAGGAGACACCCUUACACUCCUCAACAGCAGCAACAAGGACUGGUGGAAGGUGGAGGUAAACGAUCGUCAGGGCUUCGUGCCAGCCGCCUAUGUCAAGCGCGUAGAACCGGACGCGGGUCUUAGUGCUUCUCAGCAGAAUCUGGCUCGCGAGCAGGGCUCCAUUGCCGCUCGCCAGGCCCAGAUUGAAGCCCAAUACGAAGACUUGCUGCGAUUGGCCAGAGAAAGACAAAACAAGCUUAAUGAAACCGCCAAGGCGUACGUGUUGGUUCGCGAGGCCGCUGAACUGGCCACCUGGAUCAAGGGCAAGGAGAACCAUGCUCAGGUACAGGAUGUAGGCGAGGAUUUGGAACAAGUCGAGGUUAUGCAGAAGAAGUUCGACGAUUUCCGAGCUGAUCUGAAGGCAAACGAGGUGCGUCUCGCAGAGAUGAACGAGAUCGCCGUGCAGCUGAUGAGCGUCGGCCAGACCGAGGCAGCUCUUAAGAUCCAGACGCAGAUCCAAGAGCUUAACGAAAAAUGGACGAGUCUGCAGACUCUAACAGCCGAGCGCGCCAGUCAGCUGGACUCUGCUCACGAAGUACAGCGCUUCCAUCGCGAUGUCGACGACACCAAAGACUGGAUUCGCGAGAAGGAUGCUGCCCUGAACAACGAUGACCUGGGCAAGGACUUGCGCAGCGUGCAAACUCUGCUCCGCAAGCACGAAGGUCUGGAGCGCGACCUCGCUGCCCUUGGGGACAAGAUUAAGCAGUUGGACGAAACAGCAAACCGCUUGAUGCAGUCGCAUCCUGAUACGGCCGAGCAAACCUACACCAAGCAGAAGGAGAUCAACGAGGAAUGGACUCAGCUUACUGCCAAAGCUGAUUCUAGAAAGAAGAAGCUGCUCGAUUCUUAUGACCUGCAACGCUAUCUCAGCGACUAUCGGGAUCUUAUGGCCUGGAUUAAUUCGAUGAUGGGUCUGGUAGCUUCCGAAGAAUUGGCUAACGACGUCACCGGUGCUGAGGCUCUGCUUGAACGUCACCAGAAUCACAGAACAGAAAUCGAUGCACGAUAUGGCAUUGUUCCACAGGAACAUCGCAUGGAAAUCGACGCCCGCGUUGGAACUUUCCAAGCUUUCGAGCUCUUCGGCCAGCAACUCUUGCAAUCCAACCACUAUGCUAGCGUUGAGAUACAAGAGAAACUCGAAUCUAUGAACGAGGCUCGUCAAGAACUUGAGAAGGCUUGGAUACAGCGCCGUAUGCAGUUGGACCAGAACCUCGAGCUGCAACUCUUCUGCCGCGAUUGCGAACAGGCCGAGAACUGGAUGUCCGCUCGUGAAGCUUUCCUUAGUAGCAGUAGCGCUGAUGCCCUCGACAGCGGUGACAAUGUAGAGGCCCUCAUCAAGAAGCACGAGGACUUCGACAAGGCUAUCAACGGUCACGAAGAGAAAAUAGCCGCUCUUCAAACUCUGGCUGAUCAGCUUAUUGCUGCUGAGCACUACGCUGCUCGACCUAUCGACGAACGUCGCUGCCAGGUACUCGAUCGCUGGCGUCACUUGAAAGAUGCUCUCAUUGAGAAACGAUCACGGCUUGGCGAGUCCCAAACUCUGCAGCAAUUCUCUCGCGAUGCUGAUGAGAUGGAGAAUUGGAUCGCUGAGAAGCUGCAGCUCGCCACUGAAGAGAACUACAAAGAUCCGGCUAAUAUACAGUCCAAACAUCAAAAACACCAAGCCUUUGAAGCUGAGCUUGCUGCAAAUGCCGAACGUAUCUCGUCGGUGCUGGCUAUGGGUGGUAACCUGAUCGAAAAGCAUCAGUGCGCUGGCUCUGAAGAUGCCGUGCAGAAGCGUCUUGCCUCUAUUGCCGAUCAGUGGGAGUACCUCACUCACAAAACAACCGAAAAAUCCAUGAAACUAAAGGAAGCCAAUAAGCAACGCACCUACAUCGCUGCAGUCAAGGAUUUAGACUUUUGGCUCGGUGAGGUCGAGAGUCUGCUGACAAGCGAAGAUGCUGGCAAGGAUCUCGCCUCAGUGCAGAACCUCAUGAAGAAGCAUCAACUGGUUGAGGCCGACAUCAACGCCCACGAGGAGCGUAUUAAAGACAUGAAUGCUCAGGCUGACUCCCUCAUCGAGAGCGGUCAAUUCGAGGCAGCGGGUAUCCAAGAAAAGCGUCAAAGCAUCAACGAACGCUAUGAACGCGUACGCAACCUCGCAGCUCACAGGCAGGCUAGACUCAAUGAGGCUAACACCUUGCAUCAGUUCUUCCGCGACAUCGCCGACGAGGAGUCCUGGAUCAAGGAGAAGAAGCUUCUCGUUGGUUCAGAUGACUACGGUCGUGACCUUACAGGCGUUCAGAAUUUAAAGAAAAAGCACAAGCGUCUCGAGGCUGAGCUUGGCAGCCACGAGCCCGCUAUCCAAGCCGUACAAGAAGCUGGUGAGAAACUCAUGGACGUCUCCAACCUAGGCGUACCAGAGAUCGAGCAACGACUCAAGCUUCUCGAACAGGCGUGGUCUGAAUUGAAACAACUAGCUGCCACGCGUGGUCAGAAGCUUGACGAGUCGCUGGCUUACCAGCAAUUUUUGGCAAAGGUUGAAGAGGAAGAAGCCUGGAUCGCCGAGAAACAGCAAUUGCUCUCACUCGAGGAUUACGGCGAUACAAUGGCUGCCGUGCAAGGUUUGCUCAAGAAGCACGACGCUUUCGAGACAGACUUUGCUGCCCACGGUGAACGUUGCCGUGAAAUCCGCGAAGCCGGUGAGGGACUCAUAGCUGCAGGUAACCAUCGUGCUGAGGCAAUCGAACAGCGCUGCCAGCAGCUAGGAGCCAAGCUUGAACAGCUUGGAGCUUUGGCUGCUAGACGCAAGACUCGCCUCAACGAUAACUCAGCUUACCUGCAGUUCAUGUGGAAGGCUGACGUAGUCGAGUCCUGGAUCGCUGACAAGGAAACACACGUACGAUCCGAAGAGUUUGGCCGUGAUUUGUCCAGUGUGCAGACUUUGCUCACCAAACAGGAGACCUUCGACGCUGGUCUGCACGCUUUCGAACACGAGGGUAUUCAGAACAUAACUUCUCUCAAGGAGAUGCUAAUCGAGGCCGGUCAUGAACAGAGCCCCGCGAUUCACAAACGUCACGCUGACGUUAUCGCUCGCUGGCAGAAGCUGCUUGCCGAUUCGCAAGCCCGUAAGCAGCGUCUCUUGCAGAUGCAGGAGCAAUUCCGUCAGAUAGAAGAGCUUUACCUGACUUUCGCCAAGAAGGCAUCGGCCUUCAACUCGUGGUUCGAAAACGCUGAGGAGGAUUUGACCGACCCUGUCCGCUGCAACAGCAUCGAAGAGAUCCGUGCUUUGCGCGAAGCUCAUGCGCAGUUCCAAGCUAGUCUGUCAUCGGCUGAGGCCGACUUCCAGGCUCUUGGAGCUCUUGACCGCCAAAUCAAGAACUUCAAUGUUGGCCCCAACCCUUACACCUGGUUCACCAUGGAAGCGCUCGAGGACACCUGGCGCAACUUGCAGAAGAUCAUCAAGGAGCGCGACGUCGAAUUAGCUAAGGAAGCUCAGCGUCAAGAGGAAAACGACAAGUUGCGAAAGGAGUUCGCCAAGCACGCCAAUGCCUUCCAUCAGUGGCUCGCGGACACCCGUACUUCUAUGAUGGAAGGAUCGGGCUCACUUGAACAACAGCUCGAAGCAACAAAGAGAAAGACACAAGAAGUCCGAGCGCGGCGUCAAGAUCUCAAAAAGAUCGAGGAUUUGGGCGCAAUACUGGAAGAACAUUUGAUUCUCGACAACAGGUACACAGAACACAGUACUGUAGGACUGGCCCAACAAUGGGACCAGCUCGACCAGUUGGGUAUGCGUAUGCAGCAUAACCUGGAACAACAGAUUCAAGCUCGUAACCAAUCUGGAGUGUCGGAAGGAGCCCUCAAGGAGUUCUCGAUGAUGUUCAAGCAUUACGACAAGGACAAGAGCGGACGACUAAAUCACCAAGAGUUCAAGUCGUGCCUCAGAGCUUUGGGUUACGAUCUACCUAUGGUGGAAGAAGGACAACCAGAUCCAGAAUUCGAAAAUAUUCUAGACAUUGUCGACCCGAACAGAGAUGGCUUUGUUUCCUUACAAGAUCACAUGGCAUUCAUGAUCAGCAAGGAAACUGAGAAUGUCCAAAGUUCACAAGAAAUCGAAAACGCCUUCCGAGCUAUUACAGCUGCCGAUCGUCCUUACGUCACGAAAGAGGAACUCUACGCUAACCUCACGAAAGAAAUGGCGGACUAUUGUGUGGCGAGGAUGAAACCAUACGUCGACCCGAAGACGGAACGACCGAUCACCGGCGCACUAGACUAUAUAGAAUUUACACACACGUUAUUCCAGAAUUAAUUUAUUUAGUUUUUCAGUUUUAAUCCGCUCUUAAAUCGUGGUAUUGGUGAAUUCAAAAGGCACUGCGCUUUGUACUGAAUUUAUACAUGUAAUAGGUUGUGCCUGUCACUUUCCUACCUUGGCUAUACAAAGAAACAGAAGUAAAUAAAAUUAAAAAUUAAGAAACAUACAAAUAAUAAGAUCCAGCAGCUAUUAGAUUAGAUAUAUUAUUUUGUGUCUUUUAUUAAAUUAAAUAUAUUAAUUCAUUCAAAGAAUGGAUCAAUUUUUAUCAUUAUUCUCGACAUGUCUUCAGACUAUAUAUAUAUAUAUUAUACGCUUCAAAUAUAUUGCCUUGUGCUUCUGUAGCAAAAAAUAAAUAUUAUAUAAAUACUGUUAAAAAUA
Messenger RNA from Nasonia vitripennis (jewel wasp), 8190 nucleotides. It is a transcript of the gene alpha-Spec, whose product is annotated as spectrin alpha chain. Bases 499 to 7809 code for a protein of 2436 amino acids. Gene Ontology annotation, molecular function: actin filament binding; calcium ion binding. NCBI's taxonomy places the organism in Eukaryota, Metazoa, Arthropoda, Insecta, Hymenoptera, Pteromalidae. The record is from RefSeq and is a predicted model, not a curated record. Gene Ontology annotation, biological process: actin cytoskeleton organization. Gene Ontology annotation, cellular component: cell projection; cell junction; cortical actin cytoskeleton. The transcript is spliced from 9 exons.